AUGAUGAGGGUUUCGGCGGCCCCAGCCGCUUCAGCAUGCAGCCGUGAUUUCGCUCCGCGCGUGCCACAGCGAUCCGCGCCGCACUCCUCCGCCCGCGCCCUUGCUCUCGCGUCGCCUACCCAUUUGCGCUGCGCCACCGCCUGUGCUCCCCGCGCACUCUCCGCGAGUUUCUCCUCCGGCGGAAGGUUUCCGCAGCAGCAGCAGCAGCAGCAGCAGCAACAGCAGCGCCGGAAACAACCCGCUUCCGCUUCCCCGCGGGCCGGCUUGCGCUCCGCUCCGCCAGCCGAGCCCUUUGCGCCGGCGUGCGCAGAUGUCAUUUCCCCCGCCUCCGCUGCGUCCGCGGUGGCAAAGGCGUACCGGGAAGCGCGCGUCAUUGCCGGCGCGGCGUCGCUCGCGUUAGUGGCGGCUGCGGCGGCGUCGGGAGCGGCGGGGCCGGCGGAUGGAGACGCAGCGAAACCGGCGGCGGAGGUCAGUGCCUCAGAAGCAGCCAUCCCGCAGCAGCAGCAGCAGCAGCACGAGUCGUCUGGCAGUUGGUGGGACCGAUGGAAGGCGCGGUCGGCAGGACUGAAGGAGAAGGUGGCGAAGCUGGGGCUGGCAGCGGUGCUGGCGUACGGGCUGUUUGAUGGCAUCACCUACACCACCUUCUUUGUGCUUGCCUUCCUUGGCUACGAGAAGAGCACCGGUCUCAACCCCGCUGCCAACCUCAAAGCGCUUCUUGGGAUCGUGGUUCUGAUGUGGACGGGGAAUAACGUGACGCGGCCUUUUCGAGUGGCAGGGGCUGCAGCCGUGGCUCCAUUUCUUGACAAGGCGUUGAAGAAGUUCCAGGAAAAGCUCAAUCUCCCCAACCAGUUCCUGGCUUUUGCUCUUGUUGCGGGGACCUUUGGAGCUAUCUGCCUUUCUGUGGUUGGGCUUCUCAUCCUGUCACGCAUAGGAGGUAUUGAACCCGGGGCUCUGCUGGGCGGGGUGUGUGACUCGUCACAGCCUCCUGUCAUCCCCCCUGGUGCUGCCACGAUGCCCUCCGUGUGGUGGACGACUAGCCUGCGCAACAACACCAAAGUCAUGCUCUUCUCCCAGGGAGCCAAGCGCUGGAUAGCACCGCCCACUGCCACCUCGCCCUCCUCCCCCCCUCCCUCCCGCCCCUCCUCCUCCCCCGUUCUUGACUGGUCCAAGCCAUGGGCAGCAAGCCUCACUGCCUCCCUGCCUCUCAACCAGUCUCUCACCAUCGUCUUCACCUCCUCCUCUUCCUCCUCCUCCGCCUCCGCCUCCCCUUCCUCUGCCUCUCCCGCCUUUGCACUGCAAGCGCCAUCCGGUCGCUUCCUUGCACCGUCCUCACCCACGCCACAGGCCACGUUCGCUGCCACUGCUGCUUCCAUUGUGGACGCAGCUGCCUUUGUUGCUGAGCCUGCACCCGGCGACCCCUCCUCCCUCCUCAUCCGCCUCGCAUCCCCUCCCGCCGCCUACCUCACCGUCUCCGCCCCUCCCGCGUCCCUCCUCGCGCUGCACCCCCCGGGCUCCCUCCCUGCGCGCCCGGCAUACUUCCGCGUGCGCGAGGGCAUGGAGGUGGCAGCAGCGCGCGGCGUGAACCUGGGGGGGUGGGUGGUGGCGGAGGAGUGGAUGGAGCCAGGGCUGUUUGAAGGGGUGCCGGACGUGGUGGAUGGGGUGCUCGUGCAGCUGCAGGCCAAGCAGUCGGGGAAAUACGUUUCCCUGUGGGACGCUGCAACUGGGGAGAUAAGAGCAUCAGCCACCUCGCCAUCCUCCUCCGAGACAUUCUUCCUUCGCCUCGCACCCGGUCCCGCCUCCUCCCCGCCCCUCUCCCUCUCUUCGCCCUCCUCCUCGCCCGCCAACAACCGCCUACGAGGGGAGUGGCAGCUCUCCCAAGGCCUUAGAGCCACCCAAGGGGAUGCGGAGGCGGAAAAGAGAGUGAAAGAGCACAGGGCAGGGUUUGUGAGAGAGGAGGAUGUGGCGUAUCUGUCGCACCAGGGGGUGAAUACGGUGCGCGUGCCUGUGGGGUAUUGGACGGUGUAUGGGGAGGGAGAAGGGGAGAGCGGUGGCACGCCGUUUGUUGGAGGCGGGCUGGCGAUGCUGGAUCAACUGUUCGACUGGGCAGAGAAGCACGGAGUGAGGGUGCUCUUCUCGAUGCACGGGGCACACGGGUCGCAGAACGGGUACGAUCACAGCGGCAGCCAGGACGGCUUUGGGGAGUUUGGCCGAGCCGACUCUGCUUACCACGUCACCGCCACGCUCAACACCAUUCAGCUGCUGGUCAAACGCUAUGCCGCCCGUCCUGCCUUUCUGGGAAUGGGAGUGCUUAACGAGCCCACCAGCAACUGGGUGAACGCGCAGGCCCUCUCCUCCUUCUACCUCCGCGCUUACACUGCCGUGCGCGCUGCCUCGCCCUGCGCCUAUGUGGGCCUCUCCACUUACGCCGAUACUGACAGCCCGUUUCUGAAGGGGCUGAUGACGGGGGACGAGCACACGAACGUGCUGGUAGACCUGCAUGUGUACAGCGUGCAUGCGGAGAAGCUCCGGCAGAUGUCGCUGCAGCAGAACCUGCAGUUCCUCACAGUCAAUCGGUCAGCGGAGAUAAGGCAGUACCAGGAGGGCAAUCGGCUGGCUAUGGUGGGGGAGUGGUCACUCGCUCUACCAACCGAUAAUAACUCCGAUGACGAUGUGAAGAAAUUCGCCGACACGCAGAGGCGGGUGUUUGGGCAGGCCAAGGGCGGGUGGUACUUCUGGUCACUCAAGCUCAACCGCACCGACAACUACCCCAACUGGAGCUUCUGCUCCAGCGUUGCAGCGGGCUGGCUGAAAAACUCCUCCACCGGAACUGGUGUGUGGUGA
Molecule: messenger RNA, 2841 nt
Organism: Closterium sp. Yama58-4
Lineage: Eukaryota; Viridiplantae; Streptophyta; Zygnematophyceae; Desmidiales; Closteriaceae
Source: the annotation of a GenBank genome assembly